UGAUUUAAAUUUUAUUCGAGAAACACUGUCUACAAAUAAUUUUCUGACAAAUUCACAUCUGUCUUGUGGUUAAAAAUAAAACAGGAACCGGUAGUGCGGGUGGUAGGUGAUAUUCUCAGUUUUGCUUUCCUAUGGCAGCAGAUCAUUCGGGGACGACAAUGCGUCCAGAAGAGGUCGCAUCGGCCGGCGGCAGCAGAACCAUCACCGAAACCCUUACACAGGAGCAAAUUCCAGGCACUAGCAGUCAGGACCCUCCUGUACUACGUCUACGGUUACAGAAGCCCCAAUCAUCCAAAAAAGUGCAAUGGACCAAUGGUACGGUAGAUAACGAGCACAUGAAUAGGAAGAAAUCCAAAUGUUGUUGUAUCUAUGUCAAACCACGAGAAUUCGGCGAAAGUUCAUCCGAAAGCGAAGACGAUUGUGAGCAUUGUUUCGGCCAUGUAGAAAUAAAGAAAAAGCAUAAACCAAAACCGGAUUCAGACUCCGAUGCAGUCGAUUCCGGUGGUGGGCCAUCAAAGGAUCCAUCAUCAAAUGAUAAUAAUGGGGAUAGAUCUGAUGACCAAAAGGACAGUGAGUCGAGUCCGUCGUAAUGUGAUUAUAAAUAGAUGUUUUUAUUUAGAGGAUUAGACAAAGUAUUCAGUACCUUUUUUGUAAAACUUACAAUUUCCCAAUCCGUUUGGGUUUUUAAUAAAUA
Messenger RNA from Ochlerotatus camptorhynchus, 694 nucleotides. RefSeq names its product E3 ubiquitin-protein ligase PPP1R11. NCBI's taxonomy places the organism in Eukaryota, Metazoa, Arthropoda, Insecta, Diptera, Culicidae. The transcript is spliced from 3 exons. Gene Ontology annotation, cellular component: nucleus. The coding region runs from base 132 to 590 and encodes 152 amino acids. Gene Ontology annotation, molecular function: protein phosphatase 1 binding; protein serine/threonine phosphatase inhibitor activity. The record is from RefSeq and is a predicted model, not a curated record.